Molecule: messenger RNA, 579 nt
Organism: Acanthosepion pharaonis
Lineage: Eukaryota; Metazoa; Mollusca; Cephalopoda; Sepiida; Sepiidae
Source: the annotation of a GenBank genome assembly
AUGCACUUCCCCCUCACUCACCUGAUAUCUGCUGUUUAUUCAUUAAUGCAGACGGUCAUCAUUGUCUGUUUUUCUUCUUCCCCUUCCUCAUUCUCUGCCGCAUCCUUCCCCUGUCUCGAACCAUUUUCGAUUCUUUUGAUGUCUGUAAGGUGGAAUGGGCAACAAACCCAGACACAGGAAGAGGAACGAUUACUUUCUGGACGGAGAGACUUUAGUUCUUCCGCUUGCCUCAAUCUUUCUUGUGCAUGCGCAUUUGAUGACGUAGAUGGUGAUAGCAGAAUGAGAAGCUGCUGUUUCUGGGACGAUGAACACACUUUUAUUGCUCGUAUAACAGGCAAGGAAAAAAAAAUCCCUUUGAUUAUUGAUAUUAUCCUAACCCCUCUCCUCCUUCUUCUUUCUUCAAAUUUUCCUUCUUUCCCUCAUUCCAUUUUGGUAAAGUUAACUGCUUUUAUUUCUUUAUCUUCAAUUCAUUUUGCAUUUGUCUUCAGUCACACAUCUUUCUUUCUUGUCAUGUCUUUAAAUAUUUCUUUCUUUUUCAUAUCUCUUGAUAUUUCUUUCUUUUUUCCUCAUAUUUCUUAA